GGCAGCGUGAAAGGUGUUGGUGGCGGUGCCACUUCGUGUAGGAGCGAAAGCCUUGCGCUCCGGCCGUGAUGUCGCGGCUGAUCGUGAAGAACCUUCCGAAUGGGAUGAAGGAGGAGCGGUUCCGGCAACUGUUUGCCGCCUUCGGCUCAGUCACUGACUGCAGCCUCAAGUUCACUAAAGAUGGCAAGUUCCGCAAGUUUGGCUUCAUUGGCUUCAAGCUCGAGGAGGAGGCGGCAGCAGCCUUGAGCCAUUUCCACCGGACCUUCAUCGACACCUCGAGGGUCACGGUGGAGCUCUGCAAGGCCUUUGGGGACCCCAGCAAGCCUCGAGCCUGGAGCAAGCACACCCAGAAACCCGGCCAGGCCAAGCCCUCCGCCAAAGACAAGGCCGUCGAGCACCCUGUUGUGAAGAAGGGAGACCAAAAGAAGAAGGUGACAGGGGAGCUGGAGCAGCUUCAGGGUGACAUGGAGUUCCGGGAGUUCCUGUCAGCCCACCAGAAGCGGGGACAGGCAGCCACGUGGGCCAAUGAUGUCCCUGACACCUCAGACCUGGCCAAGGGGGCCCCCAAGGGCAAGAACCAGCUGGCCAAUGACUACCUCAACUUCGACUCUGACUCGGGGCAGGAGAGCGACGAGGCCACUGGGGACUCUUCAGGAGACGAGAAGGACCCGGAUCUGAAAGUGGCCGCCCAGCAGGAGCUAUCGGAUAUGGCCUACCUGCGCUCCAAGGCUGUGCGGGCAGAGUCACCGUCUUCCUCCUCCUCCUCCUCAGAAGAUGAAGAAAGCGAAGAUGAGGCCGUGCACUGUGACAGCGAGGGGGGCACCCAGGAGGAGGAGGAGAAGAGGGAUGCACAGGUUACCUCCACACAACAAGGCCAAGAGAGCACAGGGGCCCCAACCAGAAGUCAGAAGUCUCGUGAGGAUGGUGUCCAGGCCAAGCAGCCAGUGACCCCACGAGAACCCAGCACCCCCUACACAGUAAAGCUGCGGGGAGCCCCCUUCAAUGUAACAGAGAAAAACGUUCUGGAGUUCCUGGCCCCUCUGAAGCCUGCAGCCAUCCGCAUUGUGAGGAACGCUCAUGGGAACAAGACAGGAUAUGUCUUUGUGGAUCUCCACAGUGAGGAGGAAGUGAAGAAAGCCCUGAAGUGCCACCGAGAAUAUAUGGGCGGGCGCUAUAUUGAAGUGUUCCGGGACCAGAGCACACCGGCCACUGCCCCGGGGCCCACUCGCAGCCGGGCUGCAGCCUGGGCUGGCCGGACCCUGGGGGAGGACGAAGAGGAGGAGGACCUGGCCGACUCAGGGCGCCUCUUUGUGCGCAACCUGCCCUACACCUGUUCCGAGGAGGACCUGCAGCAGCUCUUCUCUGCCUACGGGCACCUAUCUGAGCUUCACUACCCGAUUGACAGCCUGACCAAGAAGCCCAAGGGUUUUGCAUUUGUCACCUUCAUGUUCCCAGAGCACGCUGUGAAAGCCUAUGCUGAAGUGGAUGGCCGUGUGUUCCAGGGCAGGAUGCUACACGUACUGCCAUCCACCAUCAAGAAGGGGCCCUGUGAGGAGGCGGAUGGCCCCAGCACAUCCUCUUACAAGAAGAAGAAAGAGCAGAAGGAGAAGGCAGCCAGCUCCAGCUCGCACAACUGGAACACGCUGUUCAUGGGCCCCAAUGCCGUGGCAGACGCCAUCGCGCAGAAGUAUAGUGCCGCCAAGAGUCAAGUGUUCGACCACGAGACCAAGGGUAGUGUGGCCGUCCGUGUGGCCCUGGGUGAGACUCAGCUCGUCCAAGAAGUGCGGCGCUUCCUCCUGGACCACGGGGUCUGCCUGGACGCCUUCAGCCAGGCCGCGGCUGAGCGCAGCCAGACGGUGAUCCUGGCGAAGAACCUCCCUGCCGGUACGCUGGCAGCAGAGUUGCAGGAGACGUUCGGCCGCUUCGGCAGCCUGGGCCGGGUGCUGCUGCCCGAGGGCGGUGUCACGGCCAUCGUGGAGUUCCUGGAGGCGCCCGAGGCCCGCAGGGCCUUCCGACAGCUCGCCUACUCCAAGUUCCACCAUGUACCCCUGUACCUGGAAUGGGCUCCCAUGGGUGUCUUCUCCGGCCCAGCCCCACAGAAGAAAGAGCCCCACGACACAGCAGCUGAACCUGUGGGGAAAAACAGGACCCAGCCGGAAACAGAAACAACACAAGUCAGCAAGAACCCAGACAGUGAAAACCCAGCAGAGGGAGGAGCAACUGCCGAAAAGACAGAGGAGCCAGAGGAGGAGGAGGAGGAAGAGGAGGAAGAGGAGGAGGAGCGCCUUCCUGGGUGCACCCUGUUCAUUAAGAAUCUCAAUUUCGACACCACAGAGGAAACGCUAAAGACGGUGUUUUCCAAAGUGGGAAUGGUGAGGAGCUGCUCCGUGUCCAGGAAGAAGAACAAAUCAGGGGUGCUGCUCUCCAUGGGGUUUGGGUUUGUGGAGUACAGGAAGCCAGAGCAGGCCCAGAAGGCGCUUAAGCAGCUACAGGGCCACGUCGUGGAUGGUCACCAGCUGGAAGUGAGGCUCUCAGAACGUGCCACGAAGCCAACUCUGACUACUUCACGAAAAAAGCAAGUGGCCCGGAAACAGACCACCUCGAAGAUUCUGGUUCGCAACAUCCCCUUCCAAGCUGACCGACGGGAGAUUCGUGAGCUCUUCAGCACUUUCGGGGAACUGAAGACGGUCCGUCUGCCCAAGAAGAUGGCCGGGACGGGCGCACACCGGGGCUUUGGCUUUGUGGACUUUCUCACCAAGCAGGAUGCCAAGCGAGCCUUUAGCGCCCUCUGCCACAGCACUCACCUGUACGGGCGGAGGCUGGUACUGGAGUGGGCGGAUGCCGACAACAGCUUGCAGGCUCUUCGGAGGAAGACAGCGGAGCAUUUUCAUGAGCCCCCGAAGAAAAAGCGGUCUGUGGUGUUGGACGAGAUCCUGGAGCAGCUGGAAGACAGUGAAAAUGAGAGUGAGGAGCCGAGUCUUUAGCCGGGCCCGGGCACCGAAUGGGUUUGCUGAGCUGCCGCCAUUCCUGGCACCUCUCUCCAAAGGACCCUUCGCAGUCGACACUGGGGACCAUGUUCUGUCUGCUCAGCCGGACAUCCUCUGGCCCAAAAUUUAUCUCUACGCUGGAUCGCUCACAGCAGGGCAAGCCCUGGCCCUCCCAGUGCCCCUCCAGACUCGGGGUGCCCGUGCCCCCUCCCCAGCCCAGAGCUGGGCCUUCCCCAUGAAGCUUCUUGGGCCAGUGGCGAGUGCUAAGAGGCAGCCAGCUAUGGAGACCCGGGUCUGAAGCGCAGCUUGGCCCCGCCCUCUUGCCCUGUUUCGGGGAAGCCACUGUGUGCUGGGACCGAGUGACACAGUAAAGCCUGUGACAGCGACA
This is a messenger RNA of Suncus etruscus (white-toothed pygmy shrew), 3375 nucleotides long. RefSeq names its product RNA binding motif protein 19 (gene RBM19). The record is from RefSeq and is a predicted model, not a curated record. The transcript has 25 exons. Gene Ontology annotation, molecular function: RNA binding. Lineage: Eukaryota; Metazoa; Chordata; Mammalia; Eulipotyphla; Soricidae. The coding region runs from base 69 to 2984 and encodes 971 amino acids.